Molecule: messenger RNA, 849 nt
Organism: Sclerotinia borealis F-4128
Lineage: Eukaryota; Fungi; Ascomycota; Leotiomycetes; Helotiales; Sclerotiniaceae
Source: the annotation of a GenBank genome assembly
AUGCCUCCCCACAGAAACAAUACACGCUUUCGUGUGUCCGAUACUAAUACCAGUGAUAUCUCGCAGACGACCCAACACGUCGAUGACUCCAGCGAAACAACUCAAAUUAGAGCUCAUAACGUAACACGUGAGCGCAUACAACAGUGUAUUGAUAUUCUACGGUCCCGAGCGGCUGGUAAUAGCAGUGUGGUUAAUGGUGAUGUAGAAGACAACAGCGAGAAAGAUGAUAGACAGGAACAAGAGACGGUAUCUAGGCAGGUGCGAAAAGAAGAGGCUUCGCGUGUACAGACGGGAGACAAAAGUCCUCAUAAGGCAGUGGAAAACAGAAGUCAGGAUGAAGAAUCUGAAGACGAUUAUACUUCUGAUGGUAGCGCUGGAUCGGAUAUUCCAGCUAGAUUUACGCGAACGGAGGACCUCUCUAGCCGACCUUUGACAACUGCCGAGCUGGAUUCAUCUCCAGCUACUUCCGCUUCUGUUACAACUGGUGAUCCUUUGACUGCAGAUCGACUCCAUAUGCAGCAAUCUACGUUUGAUGCACACAACAUGCAACAGGGUCGUCGGGUUUCUCAGCCACCUACCAGCCCUGAUAUGGCUUCCGCAGCUUCUGCUGCCCCGCAGAAUUCUCCUGCAUUGUCUUGCCGGUCAUCAUUGGCUUCAGAUAAAACAGGUGAUUUCAUCGUGGUGGACCAUUCACUUGACCAUGUUCAAAGUGAAAUUCCUGACUUGAACCUUGACGAUGAUACACCGGCCCCACCAAGCGCUGAUAAAGCUUCGGACAAGCCUCCAACCCGCCGACCUAAGGGUCGAAAGGGUCGAAAAAAACAGAGCAAGCGCCAACGGUUUCGUUGA